This is a messenger RNA of Lathyrus oleraceus (garden pea), 1139 nucleotides long. Its product is annotated as (+)-neomenthol dehydrogenase. Gene Ontology annotation, cellular component: membrane. The record is from RefSeq and is a predicted model, not a curated record. Lineage: Eukaryota; Viridiplantae; Streptophyta; Magnoliopsida; Fabales; Fabaceae. The transcript has 6 exons. Bases 161 to 1060 code for a protein of 299 amino acids.
AAUUUCCACAUGAUGAUCAAUAUUUUCUUUAAUAGAAUGUUGAUCAGGUCAUACUUUACUUACUUUAAAGACGGCAUACAUAAAAGCCAAAACCAAAAUGACGAAUUUGCAAAAUGACAAAUAUAACAAGCUGGCGAGACAUUAACAUUGAAGCUUAAAGAUGGGAAAAACUCCAAAAAGGUAUGCAGUGGUUACUGGAUCAAACAAAGGAAUUGGAUUUGAGAUAGUGAAGCAGUUAGCUUCAUCUGGAAUCAAAGUCGCGCUUACCGCAAGAGAUGAGAAAAGAGGUCUUCAAGCAUUGGAAAAACUCAAAGCUUCUGGUUUAUCUGAUUUUGUUGUUUUUCAUCAACUAGAUGUGGCUGAUGCUUUAAGUGUAGCCUCUCUUGCACAUUUUGUCAAAUCCCAAUUUGGCAAACUUGAUAUUUUGGUUAACAAUGCAGGGAUUAUUGGAACUAUAAUAAAUGACAAAGAGUUAUUUAAUCUCGCUAUCAUCAACCGUGGCACAUUAUCAGCAGAUAAUAGGAGAAAGGCAUUGAUUCAAACAUACGAGUUAGCCGAAGAAUGCUUGCAAACAAAUUAUUAUGGAGCUAAAAUAACUGCUGAAUCACUUCUUCCCCUUCUCGAGUUAUCCGAUUCCCCGAGAAUUGUUAAUGUAUCAUCCAGUUUGGGGCAGUUACAGAGUAUACCAAAUGGAUGCGCAAAAAGUAUCUUCGGUGAUGGUGAUAAUCUAACAGAAGAGAAAGUGGAUAAAGUAUUGAAGAAAUUUCUGAGAGAAUUCAAAGAAGGUUCAUUAGAUGAAGACAAUGGCUGGCCUAAGACUUUGGGGGCAUAUAUCAUUUCUAAAGCUGCUAUGAAUGCUUAUACAAGAAUUCUUUCAAAGAAUUCUCCUGCUUUAUGCAUCAAUAGUGUUUGUCCUGGUUAUGUCGUAACCGAUAUAACUGCCAAUACCGGUUUGUUAUCGGUCGAAGAAGGUGCUGCUAGUGUUGUGAGGCUAGCACUGCUUCCUAAUGGUAGUCCGUCCGGCUUCUUCUUUUACCGGAGUGAAGUGUCUUCCUUUUGAUAGUGAUUCAUCAUAAAAUGAUACUGUACUAUUACUAUCACAAUACCAAAAGAACUAUUAAUAACUUUCCCACUUUAAA